This is a messenger RNA of Drosophila pseudoobscura, 6117 nucleotides long. RefSeq names its product RING finger protein unk (gene unk). Gene Ontology annotation, molecular function: metal ion binding. NCBI's taxonomy places the organism in Eukaryota, Metazoa, Arthropoda, Insecta, Diptera, Drosophilidae. The transcript has 9 exons. The record is from RefSeq and is a predicted model, not a curated record. The coding region runs from base 17 to 2035 and encodes 672 amino acids.
GCACUGCACUUCAAAGAUGGCGAACGAUACGAGCAAGCUACUGUUGUCUUCACAACAAGAAAAACCCAAUCAUUAUACCUACCUGAAGGAGUUCCGCGUGGAGCAGUGCCAGUCGUUCCUGCAGCACAAAUGCAAUCAGCAUCGUCCGUUCAUAUGUUUUAAUUGGCAUUUUCAAAAUCAGCGGCGUCGGCGACCCGUCCGUAAACGCGACGGCACCUUCAACUACAGUGCGGAUAAUUAUUGCACCAAAUACGAUGAGACCACAGGCAUCUGUCCCGAAGGCGACGAAUGCCCCUUCCUGCACCGCACCGCUGGCGACACCGAGCGACGCUACCACUUGCGUUACUACAAGACAUGUAUGUGUGUCCAUGACACGGACAGCCGGGGGUACUGCGUCAAGAAUGGCCUGCACUGCGCCUUUGCCCAUGGAAUGCAGGAUCAGCGGCCACCCGUGUACGACAUCAAGGAGCUGGAGACCUUGCAGAAUGCGGAAAUUACCCUCGACAGCACCAAUGCCCUGAAUGCCCUGGACAAGGAGCGCAACUUGAUGAACGAAGAUCCCAAGUGGCAGGACACCAACUAUGUGCUGGCCAACUACAAGACGGAGCCAUGCAAGCGUCCGCCACGCCUGUGCCGACAAGGCUAUGCCUGUCCACAGUAUCACAACAGCAAGGACAAGCGUCGUUCGCCCAGGAAGUUCAAAUACAGAUCAACACCUUGCCCCAAUGUGAAGCACGGCGAGGAAUGGGGCGAGCCGGGAAAUUGCGAGGCCGGCGACAAUUGCCAGUACUGUCACACACGCACUGAACAGCAGUUCCAUCCGGAGAUAUACAAGUCCACCAAAUGCAACGAUGUACAACAGGCCGGCUACUGUCCACGCAGCGUAUUCUGCGCCUUUGCCCAUGUCGAACUUUGUGUAAUGGCCGAUGAGAAGACGUGGGAACAUGAACUUUCGCUUCGUGACCUCAUUUCCAACGCCUUGCCCGACUUACAGCCACGGGAUGUGCACCAUUUGGGCGAUAAUUUGUUGAACAUUGAACAUGGUAAUAGUACCAAUAAAAUGUUGGUAGAUGCUUUGGAAAAUACAAGAAAUUCCAGCAAAUUAUUAAAUUUCUCACGACCCCUGGACAGUCGUUUAGCUUGCUCACUGGAAGAUCCACGCGAGAACUCACUGUCGUCGAGUCUGGCCAAUACUAGCUUAUUAACACGUUCCUCGGCGCCAAUUAACAUUCCUAAUACGACACUAAGUAACUCAAUUAAUGAUUUCAACUCGGGUGGCUUUGCCGUCAACAUUCCCAGCAGCUCGCUCACCUACAGUCCAACCAAUCACGCCAAUCUCUUCGCCAUGGAUGCAUUCAACUACGGCGGAUCCAACAAACUAAGCAAUUCGCUCUCGGCUGCCACACAGAACGACAACAGCCUUUUCUUCCCAUCGCGCAUCAUGUCCCCUGGCUUCGGCGACGGCCUGUCCAUUAGUCCAUCGGUCAGAAUAUCCGAAUUGAAUACCAUACGUGACGACAUCAAUAGCAGCUCGGUGGGAAACAGCUUGUUCGAGAAUACCUUGAAUACGGCCAAGAACGCUUUCAGCUUGCAAUCGCUUCAGUCGCAGAACAACAGCAGCAUGACAAACGAUUUGCUUACGAAGAACGCCCAGAUCCACAAGCUGAGCAAUCGAUAUGACGAUGUGGUCUGCAAAUUGAAGAUUGCCGAACUACACCGCGACAAGGCCAAGCAGGAGGCAUUGGAGUGGAAGGAGCGCUACGAUCUGGUUCAGAUGCAACUCAACUUGCCGGCUGAGCUGCGAGACUUGUCCAUUCAGAAAUUAAAGCAAUUGCAGUCAAAGCUGCGCACCGAUUUAGAGGAGGUUGACAAAGUAUUAUAUUUAGAGAAUGCAAAGAAGUGCAUGAAGUGCGAGGAGAACAAUCGCACCGUCACCCUGGAGCCGUGCAAUCACUUGUCCAUUUGCAAUACUUGCGCCGGCUCGGUCACCGAGUGCCCCUACUGCCAGGUGCCGGUGAUGACAACACAUACCUAGAAUAUGUUCAAUCAGCAACAGGGCGGCCACAACUGGCCCUUUGGCUGAGAGAUCGGAUAUUAACACGCGCCCAUUGCGCGAACAGCAUGACAAUGUGCAUGACACACAAAAGUAAACUUUAGUUUUGUAAGCGAAAUGUUGAAACUUCUGAUCGAAGGCAUAUGUCAAACCUUUCUAAUGAGUUAUGUAUACUUCAGCUCUAUGCAAAUUAAUCAUGAAUAUUAGCAAUUACUAGGCACAAACUAUUAAUUGAAUUAGCUAGCUGCUCUAAACAAUUAAGUUAUAUAUUUUACUUUGUGGUAUUUUAUUUUUCUAAUAUGUAUUUUUUUUUUUUUUUUUGUAAUGAAUACAGGAAUAUUUGAAAAAUGUUUGAACAUUGAAUCGUAUCUUAUAACUUAUCUCUUAUAUAAUUAUAUUUUUUUUAAUUUUCGUUAUAUUCAAUCUACUGCACGAAUUUGCAAUAUUUCUCAUUUCUCCAUUGAUUUUUAUUUUGUAUAUUUACUCGUCGAUCUAUCUAUAAUUUUGUAUUGAAAUAUGCCACAUUUUCAGUCAUAUUGUACUUUUCACUAGUAUUAUCUAAAGAAUUAUGAAAUGCGGAACCAUUACAGAAUGUAAUUGGCUUUCGAUAUGAUAACUAUAAUGGUAUAUUAAUUUUUCUAGACACUUUUAGCAAUUGACUAUUAACAAAUUUAUAGAAAACAACAAAUUGAUCAAGUUAAUGAAGAUUUAACAUUGUAAUGUCGCGUGCGACAGCAGUAACAAACAGCAACAAACAACAAAACCACCAGUGAUUUUAUAUAAGCCGAUUUUCAAAACUAUAUUUUAUAUAGUAUGUACUCGUAUGUGUGUUUCAAUCUUGUGAAAACGACAAAAACAAAAUAAUCAAGCAAAUGACCCCCCAGGCCAACAGUCAUAAAUUGAUGUAACUCACGAAUCAUAAAUCUUAGUCUGUACUGAACAUGUAUUUCCCCGCUUGUUUAACUGCACAAAAAGUAAUUAUAGAACAUAAAAUUGAUUUGUAACUGAAUGCGACAACGCUUUCCCUAAUGAUAUGUUCAUUUUUUUAUAUAGGGCUUUUUAAUCCAUAUGGAUAGCCGAACACACAACACAAAUUACCAACAUUCUUUAUAUACUCGUACUCUUAUUAGGUUACUUUGUGAUUUUUCUAGUGCUUUAAGUACUUAUUUGCAGCUGACUCUCAAUUUUCCCUUGAUUUUCAUAGCCCCCUCAAUGGACGCUUCCAAUGUAGUAAAAGCAAAAGGCAAAAGCAACGCAAAACAAAAUGUCAAUGUCAGAAAAUAGUUGUUAAGAUAUAUGAAAUUAUUUGAAAGCAUUUGGCUUAUGGUACAAGAACGAAUAUGAAAUAUACUAUAUAGAUCUACAAUAUAUAUAUUUAUGAAGCAUUUGGACACAGAUUUGUGAUGAAGGAAGUAUAACAAUAAAUGUAACUCGAUACAGCGAAUCGAACACAGUUUAAAGAGAAAAUGUUAACCAGAGUUAAUGAAAAAACAAACCGUCUUCAAUAACCAUUGUAUUUUUUUGUGCAGCAAUAUUGUAGUUAUCAAGAGCAAUUUACUGGUCGCAUACGACAAAGUUGAAUGAGCAAAUGUAAUGUAUUGUUAGUUAGUUUGAAAGAACUACAUAUGUAAUCGAAUCGAAACGAAACGGAAACGGCGAAAAGAAAGUGAAACUGUCUUGUGAAUGAAUUGGAAUCGCAGCUGCAAAGGCAUUUAUGGAAAAACAAAAGCAAAAGCAAAACUACGACGAUAUACAAGAAUAUAUACGAACCCUAUAUACACGAAAAGCAAAUAUAUGUAUGUAUAUUAAAUAUUAUUAAAAAAGCUAACUAGAAAAGGCAGCGCAGCGCAAAGGCUUUUAUCUCUGUGUGUGUUUGUACUGUGUUUUUGUAGGGAGAAGGCCAAAAGCAAACAUUUUGAAAUACAAAUUAUUAUAACAAAACAAUAAAUAAAUGUGUGUUAAAUGUAAAUGCUUUAAUAGUUUAUGAUAUAAGCGUACACAGACCACAGGUGGAGAAAUAUGAAUGGAGAAAUUGGUUUUAUAAUGGAGCUGUUGAGUCGCAAUUACCAGUGCGUAUACCAUACCUCUCAAUCUCUCUCUGAGAAUAUCACUGACUCACAUCGAUUCCGACACUGUUUGAACACUUUUGCUAUCAUAGUUUAUGUAACCUUUACACACGAAUACUCUGGUAUAUCAAACGAAACGACUAAGGGACGUUCGUUCUAUCCUCGAAUCGAAAAAGCAACCAAUGCAAAUGCAAGGCAAUAUUUGAACAUGUCAAUCAAUCCAUUUUUCACGCGAUACGAUAUCUCAACUGAGAAGAAUCAAACCAGGAAUCGGGAACACACAAUAUAUAUAGUGUGUACCAAUACACACACAUCUAUAUAUUUAUAGACGAAGCAUGUAUUUUGUAUACGCUACUGCAAGAGUGAUUUUUAUGUGAUUUUGAAACUACUUGAAUAUGUGAUCCAGAAAAAUAUGAAAAAACAAAAAAAAAAUGAACGAAAAAACCAAAAACAAAGCAAAAUAUUUAUAUGUAAUGCUCGCAUACUCGCGACAGCAAAACAGCAAUAAAACAAAGCAUAUUGUAAAAGAACUUAAACUUCAGCAAAAAAGAGAUAAUGUUUGAAAGCUCCAGCUCCAUUUAGAAAACAGAAGAGGCGAAGAGGAGAGAGUAAUCGUAUGAGGAUGAGGAUGAGGAACACACAUUGACAAAAACGUAGAAACAGAAAACAGAAAACGAUAAAUGUCUAAAAUAUCAAAUUGUAAUAUUAGAUAGCGUUUAGGGUUAGAUUACGAUGACGGAAACACAAUCUAAGAAGGAAUAUGGAUCACCAGAAAGCAACAAAAUACAAAGGCAAUUCACUAAAAUUAGAACAAUAAGUAAUAAAUAUUUGCUACCAACUGUUUCAUCUAGUUAAUAAAUUAACAACUUAACAAAUUGUAGACAACUGAAAACUAAGGGUUUAGCCUGAUUACUGAUUAGUUAAUCAAUGCAAUUAGCAAACAAAGAAUACAAUUUUGGACACCGAACAUGAAUUUUAAUGACGAAAUCGCAGAGACCGAGCAAUAUGCAACCGAGAGUACUGUCUGGAAUUUUGAAUAAGUCUACAACAAAAAUACUAACCGAAUGGAAUUUUGCAAUUUUGCAGACACACCCACACACACACAAUACAGAAGCAACAAAGUAAGGGACACAAAUACAAGUGUAAAGGAAAUUGGUUUUUUUUUCUAUAUACAGACUGCAAAUGUGUGUCAAGAUCUACAGAGAACUAAACAGAGAGAACUUGCAGAACUUUUACUAGAACUAAAUGCUGAACUAGGAUUUGAGACCAAACCCCUCAAGCAGCUCUACAGGUCAUAGGCUAUAGGUAAACUAACAAAUACUAUAGUAUAUUUACAUAUAUACCUAUGUACAAAAAAAUAUCCCUAUAGAUAUUAUUCCUCUUUUGCGGUUCGUGUCUUGGCUAAGGCUCGCUUUAGUUUCGUUUGAGUUUCGCUCUUGCCGAAUCUGUCGGUCUUUAGUUUGUAAUUAUUAUUUAUAUUCCAUAAUACUACGAGCAAUACUCAUUUCCUUGUCUGAUAUUGGGCACCAUUCUUUUGGAAUGACAUUGGUUCGCUCUUGACGUAGUUGUACCCUUAUCGGGGACUUAUUGACGGAAGUGGGGCCAAAAGCAUUUAACUUUUAUCACACGCGCUUUAAAGUGCAUUCUUGAGACAUUAUAAAAUCUUAAGACCGACAAAACUUUGUUUAUCGCCCCCCAAUAGGUUUCGACAAAAAUAUAUUUUACUGACUUUUUCCUGUAGCGUGACUCUUUCGCUUUGUUUGCAAAUGUUGUAUGUUAUUGCAAAAAUUAUUAACUAAAAUAUAGAUAUACUCGCAUACAGCGGGAUCAAUCAAUUUGCGUAGGAUAUGUGUUAGUGUUUGACGAAUGAAUGACAAAGAAACAAACAAUAGAGACUCCGACUACCAAUACCCUUCCACAGAGUGUAGACAAAGCAAAACCCACAAAACAAAUUCAAUUAUUACUAGUUAUGCCCACAGAGAAUAUAAUUACAACAAA